Messenger RNA from Chaetomium strumarium, 1068 nucleotides. Its product is annotated as WD40-repeat-containing domain protein. The record is from RefSeq and is a predicted model, not a curated record. Gene Ontology annotation, molecular function: ubiquitin binding; RNA binding. Gene Ontology annotation, biological process: RNA export from nucleus; transcription-dependent tethering of RNA polymerase II gene DNA at nuclear periphery. NCBI's taxonomy places the organism in Eukaryota, Fungi, Ascomycota, Sordariomycetes, Sordariales, Chaetomiaceae. Gene Ontology annotation, cellular component: nuclear pore. The coding region runs from base 1 to 1068 and encodes 355 amino acids. The transcript has 3 exons.
AUGGCAUAUGGCGCAGGGAAACCGCUGGCCUCUCCCGCAGGCAAUGGCUUGCUGGACAAGGACGUGGAAUUUCCCAAAGGUCCUGAAGACACCAUCUCAGCGCUGCGCUGGUCGCCUGUGGGCAAUCAUCUGGCGGCCUCGUCCUGGGAUGGCAAGGUCUACAUCUACGAUGCCUCAAACUCGACAUCAACUGCCAGUAUCCGGGGCGUCGCAGCCAUCACUGUCGGCGCUCCUGUGCUCGGCUGCGACUUUAGUAAGGACGGAACCAUCGCGGUCGGCGCAGCCGCAGACAAGACCAUCCACCUCAUGGACCUCAACUCGAGCCAGACCAUGAAGCUGGAAGGCCACACCGCGCCUGUCCGCACAGUCCGCUUCGUCGAAGUCCCCUCCGCCAACGCGCCCAUCAUUGCGUCGGGCUCCUGGGACAAGACCGUGCGCUACUGGGACCUGCGCCAGCCUCAGUCCAUUGGCACGCUCCAGCUGUCGGAGCGCGUCUACGCCAUGGAUGCUGCCGGGCCGCUACUCUUCGCCGCCACAGCCGACAACCAACUCCACUUCGUCGACCUGCGCGCCAACCCGCUCCAGCUGUGGAGAUCCACCAAAUCCCCGCUGGCGCGCCAGACAACCGCCGCCUCGGUCUGCUCCGACGGUUCCCGCUGGGCCGUUAGCAGCAUCGAAGGCCGGGCGGCGGCCCAAGCCGCUGAUGAGAAGGAUAAGAAGAGGUUCCAAGACCUGACCUUUAAAUGCCACCGCGAACCGUCCCCCGCCAAGAAGAACCAGACCGACGUCUACGCCGUCAACGCCCUCUGCUAUUCCCCGGCCCACAAGGACGUGCUCGCCACGGGCGGGUCCGACGGCACCUAUAACGUCUGGGACGUGGUGACCCACCGCCGCCUGCGCUCCUUCCCCAGGGCGAGCGGGCCCGUCACGGCGCUGAGCUUCAGGCCUGACGGCAUGGCUCUUGCGUAUGCGGUCGGCUACGAUUGGUCGAAGGGGUACACGCACAACAAGCCUGAGACGGAGAAGAAGAUUGUUCUGCGUAUCCUUGGGGAGGCGCCCAAGAAGUGA